AUGGCCGCUCCCUUCCCCCGCGCCUGGUCGUUCUUCAUCUGGUCAUCUCUCUUCCUCGCCUUCCUCCUCCUCCCCGCCUUCGCUCAGAACGCCCCCUCCCUCUCGCUCUCGUUGACCACCAGGACCACGACUUUCACGACCACCUCUUCUGCCGCACGCACCACCGCCACGAUCACCUCCACAAUAGCGACCACCUUUAACGUAACCGUCACUCAGUCCUCGUCCUCGGCCUCGACUACGAGCUCGGCUGCCCCGUCUGCAACCGCAUCCGCCCCGCCCGACUUCACCAAGCUCGACACCCACAUCACCCCGGCCUUCGGCGUUCUUGGUGCGCUCCUCAUCAUUACCGGUAUCCCCAGCGCCUUCCUCGGCCACAAGAACCGUUGGACGUCCUUCUUCCUCGUCGGUUUCUACACCCUCUCCCUAGUCUGUUUCGUCCUCAUCCUCCGGUUCGGCGUCAUCCAAGCCAUCAACCCGCCCAGUGCCACCCUCCAAGGACUCUUCGUGCUUUCCUGCGCCGUAGCGGGUAUCGCGGGCGGCGCAAUUGCCAUAUUCUUUUGGAAGGCGGCAAAGUACUUCAUCGGCGCAUGGGGUGGGCUCGCCCUCGCCUUGUGGAUCCAGUGCUUCAAAGACGGCGGCCUCAUUGGUCCGAUAGGCUUCCGGUGGAUAUUUUAUAUUGGUGUUGCCGUUGUUGGCUUCGUCUUGUGCACUAUCCCUAAGCUGCAUUACUAUGUGUUGCUCACCUCGACGGCGUUCGUGGGGGCGACCUCCUUCAUGUUGGGAGUAGACUGUUACACUACUGCGGGUUUGAAGGAGUUCUACGUUUGGAACAUCGGUUUCAACACACUGUUCACCAAGUACACCUCGCACGGGAUCCAGUUCCCCGUCACACAGAUCAUGCAGAUCGAGCUGGGCCUUAUGGGAGCGGUCUCGAUCAUGGGCAUGGCCGUGCAGUUCCGGAUCCUCAACAUGCUCAUGAAGAAGAUGAAGGAGAUCGAGGAAGAGAGGAAGGAACAGGACCAGGCUGCGGAGGCCCGGGCCGCCGAACGCUUCAAGGAUCUCGACCUCGAGAAGAGCGAGUGGGAUCGUCUGCACCCCAUGAUGCUCAAGCAUGGUCGUGCGGAUAGCAACAUAUCGGGCCAGCCCCUCCUAGGCUUGGACGGCAUUCCUUCACAGGACCCAGACUCCCCUACCGGAACUCCUCGUCAGCGCUACCAGUCGGGCGUUUCAGAGUUCAUGGCCGCCCCGACCCCCACCGAGGAGCUUCAUCGUGCCGCGCACAGGCAGCUGCAAACCCCCGGUGUACUUCCCACGCUCGACCUCGGUGGUAACAUUGAGAACAACGUUCCGGACAGCUUCAUCGCCAAGAACUCUGAAUCUUCUGGUGCGGUCCCGCGACCACCCCAGUUUGCUGCUCAGGGUUCCAAGGAACGGGAAACUCUGCUCUCCGAGAUUCAUACUAUUCGCAGGUCUAUCGAGCUCCUCAGAACUGAAACCCCCGGCCUCGUCUCGUCCAGCUCUUCGGACGGCCGUCGCCCUUCGACCUCGCGGCCUCUGAGUCAAGAUUUCAGCACACUCUCGGCGACUCCUCAUCUCCGUCCACCCGGGAGCUCUAUGGAACUCGGCGGUCUCGGUCGCUCUAACGUGGGUGAAUCCAUCGGCCGUCCUACUAGUGCACCCCUCCGCGAUGAUUGGGACACCUACGUGAACGAACGGAAACUCCUUCAGCCACCUUCGGGCGUCUCGGCUCCCAUUGCCACGACUCCGGUUUCCGCUAAUCCCCGUCCUUCGCCGUCUCCCGCUGUCAUGGAAGCUCUCAAAGGCCGCCAACACCGGGAGAGUGCGAUGUCAUUCGGCGGCGGUCUUGCGGCUUCUAACAAUUCCUCCUCAGAAGACCUGCCACUCGCCCAACGUCCCCAGCACAAGAAGACGAAGUCUCAAUCCAGCAUGCCCGUAACGAUCCUCCCGCCUAAACGCCCCAUUGCCCAGCCCUCUCCCACCAAGGCUGCCGACUCUGGAUCGCCCCGUGUGAAGACAUUUGAGGAGCUCGUCGAACGUCACCGUGAGAAGCUGCGCGAGUUGCAGGCUCCCAUCACCCAAGCGCAGAAGGAGGAGGCGGACGUCUCAGCCGCCCGUAACCGCUGGGAGCGUGCAAAGAGCGCGGAGAAGGCUGCGGUGGAAAAGCGCCAGGCAGAGCGCGAACAGGCUGUUCGGGGCAAGAUGCAACGGACUGGCAGCGGAAGCGGCGAGGACUCGGACGCCAAAGCGAAGCACCGGCGGUCGCUCAGUGCCGACAUGCUCGCGACCAUCCCCGGCGGCGGCGCGUCGUCGCGCCGGAUGUCGACGAUGAAGGUCGAAGACUGGCAACGCCAACAGCAGGACUCGACGGACGAGCCCGCGUCGCAAGCGCGACCCGGGCACUCGCGGCGAGGCUCGACGUCGGCGUCGAAGCGGCUGUCGGAGGUGCCGUUCCCUGACUCGCGCGACCGGCGGCGAAUGUCGAGCGCGCCGCGCGACCCUAUCAGCUGA
This is a messenger RNA of Epithele typhae, 2529 nucleotides long. RefSeq lists its product as uncharacterized. NCBI's taxonomy places the organism in Eukaryota, Fungi, Basidiomycota, Agaricomycetes, Polyporales, Epitheliaceae. The transcript is spliced from 4 exons. Bases 1 to 2529 code for a protein of 842 amino acids. The record is from RefSeq and is a predicted model, not a curated record.